This is a messenger RNA of Arthroderma uncinatum, 903 nucleotides long. RefSeq lists its product as uncharacterized. The transcript has 7 exons. Bases 1 to 903 code for a protein of 300 amino acids. The record is from RefSeq and is a predicted model, not a curated record. Lineage: Eukaryota; Fungi; Ascomycota; Eurotiomycetes; Onygenales; Arthrodermataceae.
AUGGCUCAAGAAGGCAGUUUCACUCCGCCGUGGGCAAAAUAUGAUGCUGGCUUACUCGAUGGACGAGGCUUAGCGAUACGCAAAUGCAGCUCGGACUUCCUUGCGUCUCUAUACAUGGCUUGUCUGGACACCUACCGCGUUGACGAAAGACAGCUUCCCCCAGACGUUUCGAAACGCCAACUUGAAGAUGUCGUUCGCGAAUUGCACAGACUCGUGUCCCAUCCAACCCUCUUUUCUAGCCCAGAUGUCCAGAAACGCUUUCUUGUAUUUCUGGAGUUUGGCGUCACAAAAAUGAUCUCGAAACGGAAGGAUAAGGAGCGCCAAAUUGCUAUGGACGGCUUCCGGCUACGUGCCAACAUACUUGCUAGGCAGGAAGAGCAAAUCCUACAAAAAAUCAAUCGCCCUUCGUUCAAACCCGAACUGAAGCCUUGGGAGCAGUUCCUCCUUAAAGGCAGCCCUGGCAGUGGAGUUGCACUCCCUCCAGCCCCGCUCAACGGCUAUGUGCAGGUUAUGCCAAUUGGGGGUGUGGCUCUCCAUUUGAGAUGGCUGAGGCAGAGGCAUAUUGUUGCGAAAAAGUGCAGAGAGUCGAGGAUCCCUGCUACUGCUUCCGUGAAACGGCUUAAGAGGGAUAAUUCAAGUGAUACGGCUUUCAAGAAGGCACUCCAUCCCUCAAGCAACCUUGUACACCGAAACAGCUGGGUUGCCCUGACUCCAAACCCAUAUUACGAUCGCCGCAUGCCUAUCCCAAAACAUAACAGAGUUGUAGAUUGUUUAGAGAGCUUCAAUGCUGUAAUCGAGCGCCUUGAGGACGACGAUCUCACCGACUACAAUGGUGAAUCCGACGGAGUGAGGGCCAUGUUCUACCGCACGACGGUUGAAGAUGUAACAGAUAUGUUCGAGUGA